Molecule: messenger RNA, 618 nt
Organism: Auanema sp. JU1783
Lineage: Eukaryota; Metazoa; Nematoda; Chromadorea; Rhabditida; Rhabditidae
Source: the annotation of a GenBank genome assembly
AUGUGGGAGUGCGAGUUUGAAGUUGCAAACGACGAGGAAGAUGAGCCGGGCUUCAGGGCUAAUUUAAACAUCGGGAAAGAUAGGACUGCUAAAUAUUUGAGUGAAAUUGUUGAUAGGAACUUGAAUAAGUUGCCUCUCCCGAUUAUUGCUUCUUGGCAAAUGAAGAACACAAGAUUCUCAGGAAAACAUAAAAAGAAGACUGCCUGCGGAUAUUGUGGGAUAAACCUACAAUCGAGCAAAACUUUAUCAUUGAACGUGAAAGUGAACACAAAGGAUGUUCGUACAUUAUAUGGUAAAUGUAAUGCGUGCGGUUCAAAACUCUACGCAGGAAAGUUAAAGGCUUUACAUCAAGAUGAUCUCAAUGCUUCUGUACUCAAUCAGACAAGCGAUACAUUGAAUUCAUCAAUAUCUUCAACAUUGGGACGAUCCUUAAUUUUGUCAGCACAAAAGUUAUUGACCAGCACACCCAAGAAUAAAGGAAUACCUCCAUCACCGUCUCUAAGUACCCUGAGUAAAUCGAAAAAAAAGAAAGGGUCCGCCUUGUCAAAGCUCCUGCAAGACGAUGAUUCAGAGAAAGAUAGGAGUUUGAAUUCAUUUCUCAAUUCAUUUUCUCGAUAA